Messenger RNA from Sinocyclocheilus rhinocerous, 982 nucleotides. RefSeq names its product transcription cofactor vestigial-like protein 3. Gene Ontology annotation, biological process: regulation of DNA-templated transcription. The record is from RefSeq and is a predicted model, not a curated record. The coding region runs from base 1 to 672 and encodes 223 amino acids. Lineage: Eukaryota; Metazoa; Chordata; Actinopteri; Cypriniformes; Cyprinidae. The transcript is spliced from 3 exons. Gene Ontology annotation, cellular component: nucleus.
AUGUGGUCAUUAUUUGUUAAUUCAAUUAAUAUUUUCAAUCCCUAUUUCCGUGGAGACAUCGGGGAUGUGGUGGACGAGCAUUUCUCACGUGCGUUGAGCCAGCCCAGCGCAUUCAGCAGUGACGCCAAGACCGGGAGACUUCACUCUGGAGGACCAUGGAAAGAAGGAAACUCCCACUCCGAGGGUCAACCUUUACCAUCGUCCCUGUGGGGUAGCGGCUACCCAUCUCAGACCUCCUCUCACCCUGCCUUCCACCCUGCAGACACUGGCCUCUGGAGCAGCCACAGCCUCACGCAGACUGGCCUGCCCCCUCCCUCUGCUCUCCCUGACUCUUGGCACUACGGCCUGGGAGCGCAGGGUGGAGCGGGAUACCCUCACGUACACGAGAUGUACCCUCACAUGCACCCCCGUCACCCACACCCGCACUCCCAUGCCCACCACGUGCUCCAUCACGCCCACAACCCCGCUCUGGACCCGCGCUUCAGCCCGCUUCUGCUGCCUGGUGUGAGAGCGUCUUGCAGCCCGACGUCCUGCGCAGACGGAAUCAAAACUGAGCUGGAACCGAGUAGCAUCCCAGCACCAAGCUGGCCCGCUUCUUUCCAUGGGUCAGUGGACAUCUAUCAUGAUACAGCGCUUGAGCAAGACAAAGCGAAGGCCAGUGUUUGGUUCUGAGACAGAGAAGAUUCACUGGACUCCAUGCCUGAGACGGGACCACUUCUGCAGCUGAGGCCCACAGCACUGCGUGUGGAUUCCUUCUUCACAGGACUUUCAUGGGAACUAUUCAGGGGAACAUCAGUCUCUAUCAGUGAGAGAAGCACAAAAACAGUUUUGGGGAAAACUAGUGUUUUUGUAAAGCAUACCAUCCUGUCUGAGCUUGUGCCCGCUCAUGGACAGAGAUCCAGUUCAGGACGCUUCUGUAAAGAGCUGUGGACCCCAAAUGAAGUUUAAGAGGUAUAUCUCCCUCUUUCUUUUUGAGGUUUUC